Nerophis ophidion (straightnose pipefish) is the source of this 2429-nucleotide messenger RNA. It is a transcript of the gene ube2j2, whose product is annotated as ubiquitin-conjugating enzyme E2, J2 (UBC6 homolog, yeast). NCBI's taxonomy places the organism in Eukaryota, Metazoa, Chordata, Actinopteri, Syngnathiformes, Syngnathidae. The transcript is spliced from 7 exons. Bases 165 to 950 code for a protein of 261 amino acids. The record is from RefSeq and is a predicted model, not a curated record.
GCCGCCAGAGAAUAAAGAAGAAGAAAAAACCCGGAAGCCAGUUGGUCAGGCUGCAAACCUUAGCUCGCUGUCAUCGUCUGUAGUUUGUGUUCUGAGCGCAGAAAGUACAAUCUGCGUCAUCACAUCCACACACAGUGCACUUUCUUACCGGGCUCUCUGGAGAGAUGAACAACAGCGGGAACAAGAGAGCUCCAACCACAGCCACUCAGCGACUUAAGCAGGAUUACCUCAGGAUAAAGAAAGACCCUGUGCCUUACAUCUGUGCUGAGCCUCUCCCCUCAAACAUCCUCGAAUGGCGCUAUGUGGUCAGAGGUCCUGAGAAAACUCCAUACGAAGGAGGUUAUUACCACGGAAAGCUGAUAUUUCCUCGGGAAUUUCCCUUUAAACCACCAAGUAUUUACAUGAUCACACCGAACGGCAGAUUUAAAUGCAACACCAGGUUAUGUUUGUCCAUCACAGACUUCCACCCGGACACGUGGAACCCGGCGUGGUCCGUCUCCACCAUCCUCACAGGUCUGCUCAGCUUCAUGGUGGAGAAAGGUCCCACCCUGGGGAGCAUCGAGACCUCCGAGCACACGAAACGACAACUCUCGGCCCAAAGCCUCGCCUUCAACCUUAAGGACAAAGUCUUCUGUGAAUUGUUUCCCGAAGUCGUUGAGGAAAUUAAGCAGAAACAGAAAGUUCAGGAAGAGUUAAACGCCCGCACUCAGCCUCUCCCCUUGCCCGACGUGGUGCCCGACGGAGACCCCCAGCAGGCCCACUACGGCCUCCCCGUCCUGAACGGCAGGCCCGUCCCGCUCGGGGGCGCCAACCCCGGCGCCGGCCUGCAGCAAGGCAAUCGCAAUCACGGACUUCUGGGCGGCGCCUUGGCCAACCUGUUUGUCAUCGUGGGCUUCGCCGCCUUCGCCUACACGGUCAAGUACGUGCUGAGGAGCAUAGCGCAGGAGUGACAUUCCAGGUUCAAUGGCGCUGUGAACUCUGCAAGACAAAAAGUCGGACCACCUUAGAAGGACUAAAAGCAGCGGUGGCGGAGACAAAGGCGGCUCAUGGGUUGUGGACAAGGUCAGUUAGUCGCCAUCUUUACUCCUGUGACAUCAUCACAUCACACCCAAACUACAACUAAUCAUCUUUCUCUUUGCUCUCUCAGCAUUUCAAACACAUGUGUCAAAGUAUCAUCCUCUUGAACAUGAUAUCCUCUAAGACGAUACAUUGUCCUCUUUACGAUGAUACAUGAAAUCAUAUUCUCUAAGAUGAUACAUGAAAACAUCCUCUCUAAGAUGAUACAUGAAGUAAUUUCAAAGAUGAUACAUGAAAUCUAAUUUUAGAUGAUAUCCUCUACGAUGAUACAUGAAAUCAUCCUUUUUUUAGACUAUUCAUAGCAUUAUAAGUUGAUACAUGAAAACUCCUUCUUUAAGAAGAUACAUAAAAACAUUCUCUCUACGAUGAUACAUGAACUCAUCCUUUUCAAGAUGAGGCAUGAAAUCAAUCUGAGAUGAUACAUAAAAAAAAUCCUCUAAGAGUAUAUCCUCUCUACGAUGAUACAUGAACUCAUCCUUUUCAAGAUGAGGCAUGAAAUCAAUCUGAGAUGAUACAUAAAAAAAUCCUCUAGGAGGAUAUCCUCUACGAUGAAACAUGAAAUCAUCGUUUUCAAGAUGAUACAUGAAAUGAUCCUCUUUUUAGACUAUGCAUAUCAUUCUAAGUUAAUACAUGCAAUCAUCUUCUCUAAAAUGAUACGUCAAAACAUCCUCUACAAUGAUACAUGAAAUCAUCCUUUUUAAGAUGAUGUAUGAAAUCAAUCUAAGAUCCAUUCAUCCAUCCAUUUUCUACUGCUUGAUGAUUCAUAAAAACUCUCUAAGACGAUGUCCUCUCUACGAUGAUACAUGAAAAGCUUCUCUGUAAGAUGAUACUGAGAGGAUUAGGAUGAGAAGAUGUGCUCCCUCCACUCAACAACCCAUGAGCCCAGUAGUGAGUUGGGACCAGUGCACUUUUCAUAUAGCGCCGCUCAAAUCAUCAUCCAAACAACUUCUGUACAUUUUCUUUCCGGUCUUUUUAAUUUAUAGACAAAGCCUUGUGUGUGUGUGUGUGUGUGUGUGUGUGUGUGUGUGUAUGAAUGUGUGUGUAUGAACAUGCGUGUUUGUGUAGUCCUGCUUCUGAGGAAUUGUUUUACGACACAAAUAAAAUUUGAUUGGUCCAGCAUUCACGUGACUGCUGAUCAUUGCACCAACACUUGGACAAUUACGUGUGUGUGUGUGUGUGUGUGUGUGUGUGUGUGUGUGUGUGUGUGUGUGUGUGUGUGUGUGUGUGUGUGUGUGUGUGUGUGUGUGUGUGCGGCAAAAAGACAAAUCUCGUGCAUCAUUUGAUUUUGUGGGACAUUGUCUGUUUUCAUAGUAAAUCCAAAUAAAGUUGCCCUGAUGGGAAGAUUUAGAAAA